AUGUCUUCUGAGAGUGGAAGUGAGCGCAGUGGGCGUCUCAAUGCUGGAUUGUCCGGAUUCGCGGCCGGAGGACCCGUCGAUGGCGAGGUGAAAGCAGAGAACAAGAGCACCUUGGAUAAAAAGGCAGUUCUUGCCAUCGACGAGGUCGUGAAGCGUGAGAGAUUUAUCACCAGAAACAACGUGGUUAUUGCGCAGUGGAUUAAGGACAAUGCGAAGAAGCCCGUCAAGUCGGCUUUCGGUGAUGAUAUUGCCUAUUAUGGUCUCUAUGCGGUUCAUACCACUUAUGUCACCUCUCAAUGUGCAAUCAUGACUACCGACAAGAGUCGUAACCUUGACCUUGGACUGGACGUGGGAGCGACUGGGAUUGCUAAGCUGGGAGUUGGUGGAUCAUCCCUCCAGAAGCUCAAGAGUGAAGGAUGGGCGACAUAUGAAUCCAAAGAGGUAAUUUCAACCAAAGCGUUGGGUUUCGAGAUCGCAUCACUGAUAUUGUCUAACCAAAAUGAAGGCUCUAUCGGAAGUCAAGGCCGGGAGACCACUGAACUUCGCGCUAUUUAUGACGAAAACGGAAAUAUCACACAGUACGAGGAAGUUAAGGUGGAGGCCCCGAAGGAAGAGGAGUCAUUCUUGAUAGCGAACCGGUUGGGAUGA
Molecule: messenger RNA, 648 nt
Organism: Penicillium canescens
Lineage: Eukaryota; Fungi; Ascomycota; Eurotiomycetes; Eurotiales; Aspergillaceae
Exons: 2
Coding region: 1-648 (215 amino acids)
Source: RefSeq, a predicted model, not a curated record